Messenger RNA from Aplosporella prunicola CBS 121167, 1419 nucleotides. RefSeq lists its product as uncharacterized. The coding region runs from base 1 to 1419 and encodes 472 amino acids. Lineage: Eukaryota; Fungi; Ascomycota; Dothideomycetes; Botryosphaeriales; Aplosporellaceae. The record is from RefSeq and is a predicted model, not a curated record. The transcript is spliced from 4 exons.
AUGAACUGGUUCAACCUGGUAAAUUUAUUGUCUCUCUAUUGUUACUAUUGUUUCACUAAAUUCUUCUCCUUACUUCGGUGGUCCUUUUGGCAACAUGCUCCCCAAAAAAUCACUGAACCCGAAAAGCUCAAGAUCGAACAAGCCAAAACAUACAGAUUAAGGGGUAUACCAAACGAUUUCGACAGUCGAAAAACCUUGGAGCUCCUCCGCAAUGUCCUCAAUCUAAAAGAAGAUGUGAAAUUCAAGGUCCGCUCUCUUGCAGAUGAUCCAUCCUACGAUGGGAAGGUUGCCACUGUGGAUGUCACUGGAGACUUGAGACAGAAAUUGGACCGUGGUCGCGAUCAGUGGAAGCUAAAAGUCACCGGAGAGGGUCUGAAUGAUUACAUUCAUCUCACUCUUGAUACGCAUUUCUUGCGCCUUACCCCACUACACUCAAAUUCUAGCGACAUUGUAGAAGCAGAUGUAAUCGCCGUUUGUGGCUUAGAAGGUCACGGAUUUGAGUCUUUCAAAGAUAAAAAUGCUCCUUCUUACAUGUGGCUGCGCGAUUCACUUCCUAAAGACCUGCCAAAGGCAAGGAUUUUCAGCUUUGGCUACAAGACUGAAUUAGAGGAUGCCGAUUCUUUCCAAACCAUCUCUGAUCUAGCCUCCCAACUUCGAUGUACAAUCAAUGGCAUUCGGAGCUAUGAAGAUGUAAAAUUACCCUACGAUUACAAAAAGUUUUUAAUUGUAACACGUAUACAGCAGGGCGAACCACCGCGAUCACUCAUGUUUAUUGGGCACGGGUUAGGUGGAAUAUUGAUAAAGCAGGCAUUGAUCCAUAUGAAGGACGGAACCAAACUUGAUAGGAUAAACUUUGACGCUGUAGCAGGCCUCUUAUUCUUCGGUGUACCAAGCCGGGGAAUGGGAAUCAGCUCUCUGCUCCCAACGGUUACUCAUCAACAAAACAGAGAUCUCAUUGCGAGCCUCGGAAGGGACUCGACAUUUUGUCAAGACCAGGAGACGGCGUUUCGCGAGGCUUUGUGUUCCAACUUAGAGCGUACUGGUAGGCGCCCGCCAGAGGUGGUUUUUUUCGAUGAAGGGCUGGUAAUGCCAACUGCAUUUGAGCAGUUUGAUGGUGAUUCGGAAACUACAAACCCACCGACCCCAUUUACGGACGGAGAAUCAGUGUAUUAUGAUUGUCAAUACGGAGACGAUAUCGACCAGCGGAGCAUGAUUGUGAAAAAUCAUCUUGACAUGGUCAAAUUCAGAAGGCAAGAGCCUUACUACAACACGGUUCUUCGGCGUCUCAAAACAUUCCAAAGAGAUUAUUUGGAAACAACACAAAGAGAGAAACUCAAUAAAGACCUCCCUGCGGAGAUUAGCGCAUAUGAAAAAUCUCCCUUUGACAGCCUGGAAGCUUCGACGGAUCCAAAUCAAUGA